GGUGUGUGAUGACAUGGGCUGGGUGCUGCAACAGACGUAUUUACUCAAUGGAAAAAUAGUUGGGACUUGAACUAGUUGCUAGUUAGCUAGCUAGCUAGCUAGCUAAUUGUCUGGGUAUAAAGUACACGCUUGAUCAUUUUUUCGGUUGUUGUUUCUUUUUGGGUCUUGUUAAUGCGAACAAUCGGGCUUAAUUAUUAAUUAGUUCAACAACUCAGCUACUUUGUCCGGUGCAGAUGACAUAUCAAAAUAGCAACAAGUGGGAAGCUAACGAUAGCUAGCUAGCUAGCUAGCACUAGCUCGCUGGAAGAAGUGAAGCCGAAAUGUUCUCUAACCUUCCAAUCCGGAUAGAAUGGGACAGUUGCAAAACUCAGGAACAUUUUCAUGCAUUUCUAGCAUUGCAUUGAUGUCCCCUGUGUGUGAGUUAUGCUCUCAAGAAAGAAAAGUAAAAACGAAGCGUCGAAACCAGCUGAGGUACACGGGAAAUAUGUAAAGAAGGAGACUUCACCACUCCUGAGAAAUCUCAUGCCCUCAUUCAUCCGUCAUGGGCCGACGAUACCCCGACGCACCGAGGUCCCUUUGCUCGAAACGGGACCCUCAGCCUACCCAGUGGGGCCCAACCCUGAACCAGUGGUGGCCCGCAACAAAAGCUUUAUGCGCACCCCAGUGCAGCGGUCAGCCCUCGAGGUGGCGAGGCGAGAAAGCCACCGAAUGUCAGCCCCUCCGUAUCUGCCUCGCAGCCUUGGAGACUUAUCUCACGAGUAUGGGGGCUCGUCACAGUCCUUCCUCACAGACGUGAGCCCUAUGGCUGAGAACGGAGACGCUGCCCGCUACUACUACCCGCAGGAGACGUACUACGACAACCAGCCGCCACAACAGCAGCAGCAACGCAGACCGAGGCACGUACCAGAACGCUUCCGUGAGGACUACAGAUACUAUGAACACAACAAACCCAACUUCCAAAGACUUCCGCAACACACUCCCCCAGCCCCCAGCAGGCCCCCUGCAGGCAUCGGCCGGAUGCAGGCCAAGUCCCUGGGGAACCUGUCCAGCCCCAGCGGGGAGGACCUCCCCCUGCCGGGCGGCUGGACCGUGGACUGGACCAUCCGGGGCAGGAAGUACUACAUCGAUCACAACACCAACACCACCCACUGGAGCCACCCCCUGGAGAGGGAGGGGCUGCCGCCCGGCUGGGAGAAGGUGGAGUCGGCAGAGUUCGGGGUCUACUACGUGGACCACAUCAACAAGAGGGCGCAGUACCGCCACCCGUGUGCCCCCAGUGUGCCUCGCUACGACCAGCCGCCACCCCUGCCCCCCCCAGUCACUUACCAGCCUCGGCCGGCUGAGAGGAACCAGCCCGUGCUGGUGCCGGCCAACCCUUACCACACAGCCGAGAUCCCCGACUGGCUGCAGGUGUACGCCCGCGCCCCCCUCAAGUACGACCACAUCCUGAAGUGGGAGCUGUUCCAGCUGGUAGACCUGGACACGUACCAGGGGAUGCUGAAGCUGCUGUUCAUGAAGGAGCUGGAGAGCAUCGUCAAGUCGUACGAGGCCUACCGGCAGGCGCUGCUGGCCGAGGUGGAUGCCCGCAAGCAGCGGCAGCAGUGGUACGCCCAGCAGCCUGCCAACAGCUUCCCAGGGAACAUGUGACCUGGGCCGGGCGUGGCCGCCCACACGCCCCUCCCCCCGACACACCCCCUGACACGCCCCCUCAGAUACACCCUCAGGCACAGCUCUCCAGAUAGGCCCUCAGACCCCCCAUCCCCCUGGAGGCCUGCACAGCUGGGAGCGCUCAGGGUUUCCCCUGAUUACAUGGGAGGUUGUUGUUUUUUGGGCCUCUUUACCAAACACAUCUGUGCCUUUUUGCUCGAUCCAAAAAUAUCUGACUCGUGGCGAUGCUGGUCGGCCCGCAGCCCGCACCCCCCCUCCCCUUCCCCCCCAAACACACACACACACAUGCAUACACGCACACACACAGCAUGGUGGUUUGUCCGGUGAUGAGGGUCUGAUCGCCUGACUGUAGAAACUCUCAGAUGAUAGAGGGGGGGGAAAAAGAGAAGAAAACGUUCUGGAGCCGAGAGAGAGAGGGUGUUCAGCUGCUGGUGAAGUCCAGCCACUGUCCUCGGACAACAGACCAGGUGUGAAAUCUGACCUUUUAUAGACUGGACCGCGCAGGGUCUUAAAGACCGCCAAGUCUGUUUGUGACAGGUGACUUCUAGGAGUCCCACCGGAGCCUCAUCACCACAGGAGUAGCACUUGUACUAUGCCUCAUCUCUGAUCAGUCAUGUGACUAACCCAUUUCCCGUGGGACAGAAACACGGGCAUCUUCUCCUCAUCGCCGUUGCUUCAUAAUAUUUUGAUGCUCUGUUGGCAUUUGUCAACCUUUUAAAAGUGCUAUUCCUUUAUAUUCCAAAAUAAAGUGUGAUUUAUAGUGUUGUUUUGAUGGCAUAUCCUUUUCCAAGACAAUCUUUUGAAUCCUGCACAAGAACACUCUUGUGCAUUUAAUGUGUGUUUAUUGGAACAACCUGUAAUGUGUGGGACAAAGCAGGACAUUUGAUGCAGCGGUUUGAGUGUUCCUAGGCACCUUUAAACCAGAGUGUGGACUGUCUGGAUGAUUAAUCAUACAUAAGCUACUGGAAAGGAACAAUAUCAGAAAUGUCAAGACGCCUUAUUUUUGCCAAAUAAAUCGCAAUGUAUAUUCUUCUACUUGGUGUGUUGAUGUACUUGGGCCUGUCAGUUGGGCCCGUCGUCUGUCUGUCUGUCCUGGUUUGAGACUGGAGCUCUGAACAGCGACGCUCGUGGUGUCCUCUGUUUGUAUUCCGUCUCAUGGAAGGCAGAUGCAUGACAAAAGCAAUAAACUCUGCAGUUCAAAACCCAGUGUCAGAAGCCCAUGAAAUGGACGCCUUCAACUUAGUCUCCAAGGCCUCGUCGUUUUCUCCCUCUCCAUCCCGAACACACACAUACUCUCCUGAAACUUAUAUUUACCAUUUAAAAAGUUUCUUUUGUAUACUGACUGUACUUUAUAUGACUUUGUUUGUACUUGGAACAGUAUUUACAAAGGAACUAUCAAUAAAUUAUUGAGUUUUU
This is a messenger RNA of Hypomesus transpacificus, 3084 nucleotides long. RefSeq names its product salvador family WW domain containing protein 1 (gene sav1). The transcript is spliced from 5 exons. The coding region runs from base 424 to 1647 and encodes 407 amino acids. The record is from RefSeq and is a predicted model, not a curated record. NCBI's taxonomy places the organism in Eukaryota, Metazoa, Chordata, Actinopteri, Osmeriformes, Osmeridae. Gene Ontology annotation, biological process: regulation of cell population proliferation; apoptotic process; hippo signaling. Gene Ontology annotation, molecular function: protein binding; molecular adaptor activity.